AGAUGAACUGCGAUGCGAGCAUCAUGUCUUCCUCUCGCAGAUUCUUGCAAUCAUCAUUGCGCCUCUUUGCAACCCGGCCGCAGGUACCAUGUCGAUUUACCUUUCGUGCCUCGAGGCACACCAGCACUGCCACCCAUGAACCGUUACCUCAACCAUCGCGGUGGCCGCGACGCCUGGUCUACGCCGCCAUUUUCAGUGGUCUUGGAAUUGCGGCUGGGAAGUGGAUGGAGGGGAAAGUCGCAGCACCGCCAUUGCCGGGUACAGAGGAAGAUGGCAAAAGGCUAGAGGAGAUCCACUUCAUCUACGAGAACGGGCUGCCCAUCGUGAAGGAAUUGCGAGAACACCCUGAUUAUAUGGAAGCGGAUGUCUACGGAAAUUAUACGGAGGAAGAUAAAUUACAACGACUGAGCUCUGGUCCAUUACGGGGCAGUCGAGGGCUGGCACUUCAGAAAAUCUUCUAUAACGACAAAGAGAAGAAGGCUAUUAAUGUCGCAUACGUUGGACAUGGUCUAGAAGGAUGGCCGACUGUUGUUCACGGAGGAGCCCUGGGGACCGUGAUUGAUGAACAUCUAGCCCGUGUCGCUGUCAGACAUCUCCCCCAACGCACUGGGGUCACUGCAAAUCUUCAACUCCAGUAUCGUGCGCCGGUAUACUCGGGCAACUUCUAUACCUUCCAUGCUACGCUGGACGAGGAACGGAGUACCGAGCGCAAAGCAUGGGUGAAGGGGGAAGUGCGCGACCCUGUGGGACGAUUGUGUAUCGAGGCUACCGGCCUCUUUGUAGUCCCGAAGACCUAUAAGCUUCAGGAGGUUGGGGAGCGCUAUUGACCCAGGCUGCGACGGGAAAUCCGAAAUACAAUCCAGGCGGCUGGUCUAGACGGGCCCUUUGGAACCAUACAUCCAGGUCGUGCUGGUGGACGACGUGAAUCUCUCCCUUGCUGUACUCCUGGGCUUUGGCGCUAUCUACAUUCAGCGCUGUUUUACGGGGAGGGGCUUCAUAAUUUCUGAUUUAUUCAGGACAACGGUGUCGAUAUGCUUGUUGUGUAAAUACAUAUAUCCCUUUUUUCGCUUUUCUCCGCCCCCUUCCUCUCCUUCUCUCCAUUUUCUGCACGGACAGUACGUCAAAGAAAUAGAGUUUUCUCUAAACCGGAGACUCCGAGACGACAUCGUCGAUGAUGGCGGGUCCAGCGAGUGACAAGCCGUCCAGACCCUGGCUGCAUCCUUCCUUCCUUACCCCCAGGAAUUUCCCCCGCAUUUUC
Messenger RNA from Aspergillus ibericus CBS 121593, 1258 nucleotides. Its product is annotated as PaaI family thioesterase. The record is from RefSeq and is a predicted model, not a curated record. The annotation marks the transcript as partial. The transcript has 2 exons. NCBI's taxonomy places the organism in Eukaryota, Fungi, Ascomycota, Eurotiomycetes, Eurotiales, Aspergillaceae.